AAUGAAGCUGUAGCUUCUUCCGGAAUGACGUCAUUAAAUGGCGUUGAGGACUUGAAAGAAAAGGGAGAAGGAAGUCCUUUCGUUGUAUAAAUUAUACAUUUCCGAACCAUUCCGUGUGAUUUUUUUCUUCGUUAUUGGCAGCUUUAUUAAGUUGUUAAGCCGUUUUUGAAUUAAAAGAUGGAUGUAGAUCUAUAUUUAGGCUAAAAUUGGAUCUAGAUUAAAUUAUUUCAAUUUAGUAUCAGUGAGUGAGUAUUCAUUAUCAAAUCUACAGUAACACUAUGAACGGCUUAUCAUUUAGUGAGCUUUGUUGCCUUUUUUGUUGCCCCCCUUGUCCGGCACGAAUCGCAGCUAAAUUGGCAUUUUUGCCACCAGAAAAAACAUAUGAUCUCAUAUCUGACGAAACUGGGUCCCGUUACAGUUUACACCUAACAGAGAGAGCAGAAUGGCAAUAUAGUCAAAGAGAACUUGACAAUAUUGAAGUUUUUUAUACCAGAACAAGUAAAAAUAACCGAAUAGUUUGCAUGUUUGCUAGAUGUACACCAAAUGCCAAAUUCACAAUUCUUUUUAGCCAUGGUAAUGCUGUUGAUCUAGGACAGAUGAGUAGCUUUUAUAUUGGGCUAGGGUCAAGAAUUAAUUGUAACAUAUUUAGCUUCGAUUACUCUGGUUAUGGUGCCAGUGGAGGAAAACCAUCAGAGAAAAAUAUCUAUGCAGAUAUUGAUGCAGCAUGGCAAGCCUUGAGAACAAGGUACGGAAUCAGUCCACAGAACAUUAUACUAUAUGGUCAAAGUAUAGGUACUGUGCCAACUAUAGAUCUUGCAUCUCGAUAUGAAGUUGGAGCUGUUAUUUUACAUUCACCUUUGAUGUCCGGUAUGAGAGUUGCCUUCCCAGAAACCAAAAGGACCUGGUUUUUUGAUGCUUUUCCAAGCAUAGACAAAGUGCCCAAAAUAACAUCUCCAGUUCUGGUCAUUCAUGGUACAGAGGACGAAGUUAUAGAUUUCACACAUGGUUUAACUAUAUAUGAACGCUGUCCACGAACAGUUGAACCACUGUGGGUGGAAGGUGCAGGCCAUAAUGAUGUAGAACUAUAUGGUCAAUACCUAGAAAGACUCAAACAGUUCAUAAAUGUUGAAUUGGCUGUCAAUUGACUAGCAGCCACAGAGGAAACUGUUCAAGGUGACCAUGACUUGGUGCCAAUGGAUUCAGAGGUGGUUCUCCCCACUGCCAAUGAGGAUUUAGAUGUGACAGUGGAGGAUGAAGACAUAUCUCCACAGCAUGAUACACAGGCAACCUUGUCCUUACAACUCCCUCCUCAGGAGGAGAGAGUUGUAUGACUCACAGCUUUAGACAUUAGCCGAACAUCUCAUUUAAACUGCUCUAAUCAUCAUGUUCCAAACAUAAAUUGUAAUCAUCAUCUAAACUGAAAUGUUUUCUUUGUUCUUUUUAAUACAGAAAAGUUAGUGGUUCCAACGAACAAUAAAAAAAAAAAAGCAUUAGAAGGCCUUUUUUUUUUCUGAUCCAUAUUUUUAUGACAAAAUGUAAUAACUUUGAAACUAGAAAAUAUUUCACAAUCAGUACCAAUAACAAUUUGGUACUUUUAAUUCAUUUUUUGUGUCUUACUCUUACAAUUUAAUAGAAAAAAAAAGUUACAUAUGUUAGAUGAACAUGAUAUUAUUGUAGUUGACUUGAGCUUGAAUAAUUUCCUCUGUGAAAAACUUAAUCAAUUACACUGUAUAUGACAAAAGAUAUUUUCUCCUACUUAAUUUAUGAUUUUUUUUUAUAUUGCCAUAAAACAUUUCCAUGACACUGUAUAGGAAGAAUUACAUGGAAUAAUUCAAUGAUGUCAGCACUACAUGAAAUUGCAUUUUCAUGUAGGUCAUAUCAUUUUGUAAUGUUUUUUUUUAUUUGAAAAUCCUCAGUGUGCUAGAAAACUGAUUUAAAGGGGUUGAUUAGUGAUUUUGAUAAUCCUUUAAUGCUCUUUAAUUUUGCUAUCCAAUGAUUAGGUAUCUUAAAUUUAAAUAUCUGUCAAUAUACUUGAAAGAUAUUUUCAUAAUUUUGUGCUUUGAUAAGGUGAUUCUGGUCUGUAGUUAAUCUGCUAUGCAUUAGCAAAAAAUGAUAGUCUGAACUUUUGAAAAGGUUGAUACAAAUAUAAUGUGAUACUCAGAUUCUCAAUAUAAAAAAGCACAAAUUAAAUAUUUAUCAAUAAUGUGAAGAUAGCCCAAAAAAAAAUUUAACCAGUAUAAUUUUAAAAAUGAUAUAUGUUCUCUUGACCAGAAAUGUGUAAUCUUUUAUUUUUUAAUGAGAAAUGUGUGUCCUAGAUAUUUCUGAAAAUGUAUUAUAGACAUAUGUGUAUUACCAAAUAAUGUAUGUGUGCGUGUUUACUAAGAUUUACAUUUUAAGUUCAUUAACAUCUUCAUCUAUUCAGUUUCAACUAGUAGUAGUAGUUCUUUCACCAAUUUCAUAUCUCUGUACAGAAGAAUACAAAUGUUGAAUGUUUUAAAUGGUUGUGAGAAAUGAAUGGGAAAUGAAUUCCAUGUUUCCUGUAUGUUGUAAUGGUGAACCCAUUCUUCUUUUUUUUGUCUUAUUUGUUACCAGGUAAUAGACAUACACAUUAACAUCAUUUUCUCAAAUUCACACAAACUACUGGUACUGUUAUUACUGGACAAACACUAAAACCAUUACUGAUUCAAAGAUAUUAGUGUCAAUAUGAUUUAUUUUUUUUUAGAAUUGCAGUGUGGGUUAAAAUAUUUGUUAAUGUGUAUUUUUAAUUUCUAUAAUAGCAUGUAUUGUGUAGCUCAUUCUGAAGACUUGUACAUUUUGUCAUAAUUUAUAACAUUUGUUGCACGACAGAUUUGUUCAUAAGUGAUAAAAAAAAAUGUCUGACAAUUUUACUUUUUAUAUUGAUUUCACAAUAAAUCAAGUCUGUUUAAUCUGUUAACAGUUGCAGAGUUGUGAUAUAAACUCAAAUAUUGAAUGCUUUUGUUAGUUUUCAAAAGAGGUAAACAUUUGUCAGUCAACAAAUACAUUUUUGUGUGCUUCAAGUCAAUACUGCAGGCUCAACUAUAUACCAUAUUCACUUUUUUUUUUAUUUGGGUUUUACACAUUUUUGACUGAUAUUUCAAUUUGAUCAUUUACACAGUUUUGUUUCUGCUAGAGUGCAAGCAAAGAGUUUUUGGCAUCAUUGUGCUCUCUACUUAAGAAAAUGUAUUAUUUAAAGAUUGAUUGGCUUUGAAAGCUGCCCUUAAAUGGCUAACACCAUUCCUUUUAUUAAAUUUUAAUUUAUGUGAACAAUUUGCAGUUACAUAAGACAUUUAACAAAGUACACCAGGUUAAGGAGAACUGUUGACUAUUUCAAUUUAUUCAUUUCAGAUACAUAAUUAUUUUAUGUUUGUUUGCCUUGUUGUUUUUUUUUAUUUAUCAAUGGUUUAUAAUUUAUAUUUUUUGUUUUUUUUUAAGAUAAAGAGAACAGAAGCUACAUUUGGUUUAAAUAUGAAUAAUGUACAAAAUACAUAAACUUCAUUCAAUGAUAGCAAGAAUAUUUGCAAACUACAGGCAACUGUUAUUUCUAACAAUAUCUUUACUUUUGGGCAGAACUAUCUAGGUUAACUUUAAAUGAACAACCGACUAAUUGAUUGUACAUCCUAGAAAAAAAUCUAUAGAAUUUAGAAUAUUCUACUAAUUCAUACAAUUUACCAUGUUUACUAGGUAUCAGAUAAAAAAAUAUAAUAUAAAUAUGUUUGCUCAAUUAAAAAUAGAACAAUCUUUGCCAUUAUAAAUGUUUUUAUAAUUAAAUUUUGUUACAUUUCUACAGUACUGAUGGUUUCAAUAUCUUAUAGUGAUGUUUAAUGACAUUUGACCUUGUAUAGUUAAUCAGUAGUGAUAAGGUUCAUUUUUUUUGUGAUUCAGCGUUUUAAAUUCUUGAAAUUGACAUUUGAAUUACUUAUAAUUUUUUUAAAUGUACAUUUUUGAUGAUAUUUCAACUUUUUUUUGUUUAAAGCUAAGUGUUUUAACAUUAGCAGUGAUUAGACUAAAAGUAUUGAAUUCUUUAUCCACCAUCAUGUUGUAUUUAGUUCUAUAUUGUAUUAAUUUAAUGUUCAUUGUCUCAGUUAUAUUUUAUUUUUUAUUCAAGAGUAUAUUAUUACCAAGUACCAACAAUUUAAAGUAUAGUGAAAAUUAAAAAAAAACUUGUAAAUAAUUCAUUGUUUCUAAGUUGUUUGUCAUGUUGAAACAUAACUUUGGCACUUGUGUUGGGUUUCAUUAGGUUUUUCAUAAUUAAAACUAACUACUUUAAACAGCUCAUAAGUGUUUCUUUGGUUUGCUAAAUGGGAAUAUGUUUAUUCAACCAGUAUGCAUCCAAAUCUUUUGUUGUAUCUGUUGAUCUGAUUUCCCUAUAUCUUUUUUAUCCCAAAUAUUCAAGUUAACAUGUGUGAAGUAGGUAGGUCAGGUUUGAGUAGCUUUAAAACCAUGCUCCUCAUUAAGUCUUGUAAAUCUGUCACAUGCUAAACUUUCUCUCUGACUAUGAAAGAUCAUCUGCUGCUCCACUUAUUUUGUUAAAGUCUGUCUUGUUGUUGGUUAUCAUAUUUUUGCAUACUGGUUGAAUGAAUAAAGGUAGUUUUCUAAUAAAUAUAAAAUAGGCAAGGUGUCUGUUAGUCUAGUGCUAAAAAAAAAUGUACAUUUUUUUUGAAAGUGUUAAUUAGAAUUGAUGUUUUUUAACAUUUGAUUCCAAUUUUUGCUUUUUCCCAGCAUGUACCUUUUUUUUUUUUUUCUACAAAUACCACAUUGAAAUGUGUUUGUGUGUUGCUUGUAAAAAGUCUCAAGUAAAAACUAUCAAUUGUUAUGAACAGAAAAAGUUGGAUCAAGUUCAGAAUUUCUUGAUUCUUUCUAUUUUUCAGAUGUAUUUCCACUUUGAAAAGUAACCACAUGUUUUGUUAACAUAAAGCAUUAUUCUUUUUUUAUUUUCCCCCUACUGUGACAGACACACUGCAUCUUUUUGAUCUUCUUUGCAUUUAUGUAUGAUUUUAAUUUGUUCCUUUAAAGACGAGAUGUUCUAUUUUUCAAACACACAAGCAAACAUGCAAUGUUAUCCUAAACCUAGUCAUCAAGCCUCUUUGUGUGCUAAAGGGCACAUACAUUCAGCUAAACUGGGGUGAAUGUCCUUAUCCCAUUUGAAAUCUCUUUUGUUGUAAUGAUUAAAUUUUUUUUAUUAUUUGUAUAGUGGUCAGUGCUAAAUGAAUUGCAUUCUAUUUGUGUAAAACAUGUCAAUCAGAAGCUCCAUGAUCAAGGUCUGUGAAUUGGUGUACACUCUAAUGUUCUUUUUUUUUUUUUUUAAUUCAAAUAAAUUAUUUUUGUGAUUCGAAGUGUUUUUAUGAUUGAUAUCUGAUUAAACAAAGUGAAACCUGUCAA
Molecule: messenger RNA, 5400 nt
Organism: Biomphalaria glabrata
Lineage: Eukaryota; Metazoa; Mollusca; Gastropoda; Planorbidae
Product: alpha/beta hydrolase domain-containing protein 17B-like
Exons: 2
Coding region: 279-1145 (288 amino acids)
Biological process (GO): protein depalmitoylation
Cellular component (GO): endosome membrane; plasma membrane
Molecular function (GO): palmitoyl-(protein) hydrolase activity
Source: RefSeq, a predicted model, not a curated record